Messenger RNA from Mercenaria mercenaria, 1311 nucleotides. RefSeq lists its product as uncharacterized. The record is from RefSeq and is a predicted model, not a curated record. The transcript has 4 exons. Gene Ontology annotation, biological process: carbohydrate biosynthetic process. Gene Ontology annotation, cellular component: membrane. The coding region runs from base 1 to 1311 and encodes 436 amino acids. Gene Ontology annotation, molecular function: sulfotransferase activity. NCBI's taxonomy places the organism in Eukaryota, Metazoa, Mollusca, Bivalvia, Venerida, Veneridae.
AUGGCGGUUCGGUGUGUGUCACGAACAUUCGUUGUUUGUAUAGUUGGCGUGAUUGGAUUUCAUCUGAUAAGUAAUUACUAUACACACGAAGAAACCAACAAACCGAUUUCACAGUCUAUGUUUGACAGAACCGAGUUGAUGUUUGAUAGAACCAAAUUAAACAACCAGUCCAAGAAAGCUGUCAAAGACAAUGACAAACAAGGCCAAAGAAUUAAGCAUUUUAAACAAACUUGUGAAGCCUUUGGAUAUAACCGGACGACUUUACCAAAGAAGAUACUGUUAUUCCAAUCAAGUAAAUAUGAACUGGCAUGGAAAAGCGUUGCAAAGAUUGGUUCUACAUUUCUUAUACAGGUAUUCAAUAUACUUAAUGGUGCAGCAAAGGCCGCAGUAUUUGGUAAAGCUAGAGAUAACAUCCAUACGCCUAACAAAUAUGCAAAAUAUAAAAAUAAUGCUAACUUCCACACGGUGAAAAACUACACAGUGUUAAUAACGGGUAGAAAUCCAUAUUCCCGACUUUUGUCGGGAUAUAUUGACAAAGUUUAUUUGCCAAACAGUUUAAAGCUUGGUCGGUCAAUUUCUUCAAGAAAGGCGACAAAGAUGGGUAUCCAACCAAAAAGCAAAUUCUGUACUAAUACAUUCGAUGAUUUUCUUAAUUACGUUUGUGAUGGAAACAUAGAUCAUACUUUAAGUGGACAUUAUGGUCCUAUUCUAUCAAAACAAGAAUGCCACAAAAUUUGCGGGCUUCCAAAUAUUGUAAUAGUUAAACAAGAAAGUUUUUCGGAAGAUAUAGAAUAUGCUUUAAGACUGGCUGGUGUUGAAAACAAGAAGUUUGACAUAAUUUAUGCAGCAAUGCACGAGAAAAAAGUUCAAUCGACUAUUGUUGGUAUUGUAAAAACUGUUUAUAAAAAGAUGUCAGCCAUGCACAGGCACUUACAUUUUAGACAACAACGUCCUGAAAAGUGUUUAUCUUGGCGUAAUAUCGCUAAAAGAUUAUGGAGGUCAUUUCAACUUCAGGGAUAUAUAGAUGAAAAAUCAAAAUUCCCACGCCAGAAAUUUCCAACCAGAAGAACGCGUACGUAUAUGCGAUCUUCAAAGCAGACUGAAAAUUUCACCACAAAUUCAAAGUCAGCAUUGCCAUUCCCGACACUAGUUAGAAGUACCUACCAGAUCGCAGAACAUAAACACAAAGUGGCAAUUCAUGGUAUCACGCCAGAAAAUGCAUGUGCCGCCAGAAUAUCUAGUAUAAAGGCAGAAUUCUCCAAUGCAAUGGACCUUUAUGUCUCCAGAAGUACGUUCUUUGUGAUGAGAUGA